AUGUCCGAAUCAGCUCCUGCCAAUAUCACCUCGCGGAUGGCCAAGUUGAAUCCUUUCUCGAAGUCAAGGCGUGAAGUUGAUGAUGAAGAUGUAGGAGAAGAGAUCGAUUCUACGACUGUUGCUGGAGGCGGCCACAGCGCUCGCAAGAGCGAUGUCACCAAGACCCAACUUAAAGUGAGCCGAGCCAUCAGAUCGUUUCUUAUUGAGGAGAAGAUCCUCUCAAAACGAGAGGCCGACCUCGACUCGGAGCAUCUGAGUGACGGAUUAAAAGCGUUACUCAACAAGCCGCAUAUCAACGUCCCAAAAGAAAUCACCGACAGGGGCCACCCACUUCCCGACUACUUCAUCAGUUCAAGCCACAACACCUAUUUGAUGGCUCAUCAGCUCUAUGGCACUUCAUCCGCUAGUGCUUAUGAGACCGCACUUACCGCGGGCGCACGCUGUGUGGAAAUCGAUGCAUGGGAUGACGAUCAAAAUGAAGAUGAACCCAAAGUCACUCAUGGAUACACACUCGUGUCCAAUAUCCCCUUCCGUGCUGUGUGUGAAACCAUCCGUGAUGUCGUUGAUAAGGAAGCUGCAGAAUCCAUCAAUGCUCAAGGAUAUCGGGCGGCUCCAAUUUUGCUGUCUCUCGAAAACCAUUGCGAUGCCCAUGGUCAACUUCGUCUGGUCCAAAUUAUGAAAGAGAUUUGGGGCGACAGGCUUCUUAGCUCAGCUGUCAGACAGAAAGGGCACGAGGAGCAGCAGGGUACCGGUGAUCACGUUCGCCUGGAUGAACUAGGUUCUAGGAUCGCCGUUAUAGUUGAGUAUCAUCUUCCAGAUGAGCAGGAUGACAGCAGCGAUUCGAGCUCUGAAUCAGAGAAUGACGAGGAGAAAAGCGCACGGAAGGAGUAUAAAGACAAAAAGAAAGCUGCUGUCUCGACAAUCAUCCCUGAGCUUGCGGAACUAGGUGUCUAUGCUCAAUCAGUGAAGCCUGCAGACAAUUCAUGGUAUGAUAAAGUUGAGCUCACGAACAGUCCUCAUCAUCCCUUGAUCAACCUCUCGGAGUCCGGCCUGGUAUCGCAUAUGCCGACACACAACGACAAAAUCGCCAUCAACAAUUCACAACAUCUGAUGCGCGUCUAUCCAAAAGGCACUCGCAUCUCGUCAAAGAACUUGAAGCCAGUCCCUUUCUGGGGAGUUGGCGCCCAGAUAUGUGCACUCAACUGGCAGACAUUUGGAGCGAGUAUGCAGCUGAACGAAGCCUUAUUCAGUGGCUCCGAUGGGUUUGUGCUCAAGCCAGCAGCAAUCCGAGCUGGCGGGAAUGGCAAGCUGAAUACAGGCCGAAAGAGGCGAUUGCGACUCCAUCUCGCAGGGGCAACAGAUGUUCCAAUCCCGGCCGACCGUCAGGCAGACGAUAUCAAGCCCUACGUGACUUGUUCACUUGUACAUCCAGAUGACCUCGAGGACAAGCCGCAGAAGAAGAAGACAGCUGGAUACAAGCAACACAAGCUUGGCCUUCUUCACAGAGGCGAGAAUCCACCUCCAACAGACCCCAUCUGGAACGAGAAGCUUGAAUGGAAUUAUGAUGACAACGAGCUGGUGUUCCUUCGUAUCAUCUUGAAGAGCGAUGAUAGCUUUGCCAGGAACCCUAUCUUCGCUGUCGCAGCAGUCCGCCUUCUCUACGUGGCGCCUGGUUGGAGAUUUAUCCGAUUGCUGGAUUUGAAAGGAAGAGAAACAAGCUGCACUCUGCUUGUGAAAUUCGAGUUUGAGGAUAUUUGA
Molecule: messenger RNA, 1758 nt
Organism: Exophiala aquamarina CBS 119918
Lineage: Eukaryota; Fungi; Ascomycota; Eurotiomycetes; Chaetothyriales; Herpotrichiellaceae
Exons: 1
Coding region: 1-1758 (585 amino acids)
Biological process (GO): lipid metabolic process; phosphatidylinositol-mediated signaling
Molecular function (GO): phosphatidylinositol-4,5-bisphosphate phospholipase C activity
Source: RefSeq, a predicted model, not a curated record